AUGAAGAAAAUGAAAAUUGGACUUACCGUGAUUUCAAUUUUGUUGGCUGUUGUCAAAGCAUCAGAGGUUUUCAAGAUUUACAGAAGAAAGUCAGAAGGCGUCAGUGGAUCAGAAGGGGCAACCGAUUCAUUCAAGAUUCCUUUCUCUUUGUGUCAACUGAAUGCAAGUGACGCGGUAAACUGUAAAAAAUUCAAUGCCAGACCAGUAAGUUAUAAUUCCGAGAAGUGCUAUUGUUCAUGUCCUAGCGACAACAAUACUUUUAUAUUCACUGAUGGUCAAUGGACAUGUCUAAAGAACUCUGCUCUUCGUGUGUUGCUUGGUGAGUACGAGUGUUUGUUUUCUUUCAUGGCUACCAACAUGUGCAGCGGGACAAGAAAACAACGCUUUCAUUUAUAAAUAAGGGCUCAAUCUGCGUAAAUGGUUUUAAAACGGAAACAAAAGAGCUCAGUUUAAAUUAAUGUUUCAUUUCUAAAAUUUAGCUGUUUUGCUUUCCAAUACCUCGUUAAACACUUCCACGCUGCAGGAGAUAUUUGAAAUAUGCAAUAAAACAUCAAAUUUCGUACUGUAUAUCCAUAGCUUUUAAUUGCUGCUUGCUUCAACUUCCUAGAAGUUACGUCAAAGAGUCAACAGUUUAGACCACCUAGUGCAGUGUCAAAUGCUGAAACAAGGAAAACACAAAGCUCAAUUGGCCAUCAUUUAAAGACUAGUAAAACUUCGUGA
Molecule: messenger RNA, 720 nt
Organism: Porites lobata
Lineage: Eukaryota; Metazoa; Cnidaria; Anthozoa; Scleractinia; Poritidae
Source: the annotation of a GenBank genome assembly